UGCGCAGUAGCUUCGGGCCUCCUCCUCCUCUUGAGUCGCCGCCGCCGCCGCCGCCAUGCCAAAGCUGAGCAAAGAGGCCAAGCAGCGCCUGCAGCACCUCUUCAAGGGAGGCCAGUUCGCCAUCCGGUGGGGCUUCAUCCCGGUCGUCCUCUAUCUAGGUUUUAAGAGAGGUGCAGAUCCUGGAAUGCCUGAGCCAACCCUUUUGAGUCUGCUUUGGGGCUGAAAGAUUGAACCAAAAUGUUUUGGAAGCAGCUGCAGAAGAUGUGUCUAUUCCAGAGGCUGGAAAGGAGACUUUUUGUGACACUAUGCUACUGGCCAGUUGUUUUGUGACUAUAUAGAAUGUACUUAACAACACAGUGGAAUUUCUGUCAAUCUAAUUUAUUUGUUAUAUUAACCUUUUCUUUUAAUAAAUUUUUAGUCUGAAAUCUU
This is a messenger RNA of Sceloporus undulatus (fence lizard), 429 nucleotides long. It is a transcript of the gene TOMM7, whose product is annotated as translocase of outer mitochondrial membrane 7. Gene Ontology annotation, biological process: protein import into mitochondrial matrix. The record is from RefSeq and is a predicted model, not a curated record. The transcript is spliced from 3 exons. NCBI's taxonomy places the organism in Eukaryota, Metazoa, Chordata, Lepidosauria, Squamata, Phrynosomatidae. The coding region runs from base 56 to 223 and encodes 55 amino acids. Gene Ontology annotation, cellular component: mitochondrial outer membrane translocase complex.